Botrytis deweyae is the source of this 1612-nucleotide messenger RNA. RefSeq lists its product as uncharacterized. Gene Ontology annotation, cellular component: histone deacetylase complex. The transcript is spliced from 3 exons. The record is from RefSeq and is a predicted model, not a curated record. Bases 648 to 1205 code for a protein of 185 amino acids. Gene Ontology annotation, molecular function: protein binding; transcription coregulator activity. Gene Ontology annotation, biological process: regulation of DNA-templated transcription. Lineage: Eukaryota; Fungi; Ascomycota; Leotiomycetes; Helotiales; Sclerotiniaceae.
GUCUUCCGAUGAGGCUCGCUUGACUGAGACUGACUCCCUGAUCCUUAUCAUCUCAAGGCAUGAUGACCCAAUGUCAAUAUUGAUUUGAGAAGAUAAAGUUCUUCUCUGGUGAUUUAUGUGGGUGUUCGUGCUCCCGUCGUACUUGUACUUCUCCGUGGCAUGAAAGGAGUAAUGAAUCAUCAAAUACUACCUACCUACCUGUCUUCAGCAAUGAUACCGGCUCUGCAAAUAGCUCCUGUAGCUAUCUAUGCCUUAUCAAACGAAGAGGUUGGACUGCUAUGGACUGCUACACUUUGGAAUGCUAAAUCUCUAAUGUGCAUUAGCAUCACCCGUAAAGUGGCUCUGGAUGUCUUGAUCCGCUACUAAUAAAUCCGGGGUACGUAAACUUUACCUAGUAGUCCACCUGGUCUCCUGGUAUCCAAUUUCUCAGCCCCAGUAAACUUUCCUGCUGGUGUGUCGGAUCUUUUUUUAUUCACCAGGUCCUUAUGACGAUCUUUCAACUUUCAACUGCAUCAUCUUUCAACACCAAAAAAUCAAACGAUUUUUACUACCAAUGUAAUCCCAAAAUUUCAAUAUCGAAUUUAUCAAUCAACACUCCAUAGCACAAAUUUUCAAGCGCCUAGGGCCCUCUCUCGACCUCUUCCAACAUGCGUAAAGGACCUCGUCCGCAACAGCCUGAUGAUUCAGAAGCCUCAAGUACCAAAGAGAAAGGGAAUCCAAUUUCAACGCCAGCUGCAAACGGGAAAGGCAAACGCGUGGCAAGCAGUGCAGUUAAUGCAAAUGUAUCGGGCGCAAAUAGCACACCCAAUGCAUCUGCUGUUAUAGCAGGAGCUGCGGGAAAUACCAAUACCGACGGAAAUUCUAAAAUACAAUGGUCAGAGUUCGACGCAUCGUUUUUGCACAGGUAUCGAUACGAAUACGGAUUAAAUACACCUGCUGCCUUCAACAGUGCAUACAAUCAAACGGUUCUCUCUCAAUCGAGUAUUGGCCGCAUGUCACCAAGCAUGGUUCGUAAGAAUAAGAGGCAGAGCAAAGAACAAUUGGCCAACGCUGUACGCAAGCACUUCAACAGUCAGUCGGUCAACGAAAAUGAAUGUGUAGCCAAGACCUUAUAUAAAGUUCGAUAUCAGGACAAGAAAUUUCGCAUGAGAUUUAUGCCACAGGCGCGACCUAUGGAGCGAUCUCAGCCUGAACGACCCGCCUAGUCUAGGUACACACAACAAUUUGUGAGCAACUUGGCUUCAAUUCGAUUGAUAUUCAACGACUAUCAUCCUAAUUUAAUAAUACAACGAGCAUACGACGGAGGGGAACGAAUGGCUGGUGUUAUAAGGAUAAUCGGGUUAGACUUGUAUAAUACUUUGUACAGAGCACUUUACGGAGAGCCUUUUCAUUCCAGGGAGUUGGGGUUUACGAGCUUUCACUGUGGAGUUUAUUAGUUAUUUAAAAUAAUGACUGUCAUGACCAAUGGACAAUAGAAUGGAAUGAGUACUUCAAACUACCUAAUCAAUUCAUCUAUCAAUGGAGAGACUUUUGUUUUGCAUUUCAAAACUUUUGGUAACUCUCAGCCUUGUUGCGAUUUGUAAUAAAUUACUGGGGUCAAUUACGCUCAGCC